AUGUGGAUCUGCUUAAUAUCUAUAUGUGUAUUCGUGAUAUCACCAAUAAUGAUCAUCGAGCUUUGCCUUUAUAAGCUUAGACCUUUAAUCAAAUAUACAAGAAAUCUCCCAAAUUCAGGAGUCGACAUAUUUCGUAGGUGAGAUAUACCAAAAUGAAAUAGGCUAAAAUUUUACCUUGGGGCAAUCAUAUUCCUCUAUCUCAGACUGCUCCUCCUUUUUACAUGUGUAUUUAUGCAUUGGGUUUCAGCUAAAAUUGUGAUGUAUAAAUUCCCUAUAGAGUCACAGCCACUAACUUCUAAAAGACGAGCAUUUUUCAAGCUUUCUUCAAGGUUUUGGAGCAGGACGUUACUACUAGCUUUGGGAUAUUGGAAAAUAACUAAUCAUGGGCAGGCUAUUGACAAAGUUUGUGUGCUUGUUUCAAAUCAUACAUCUUUUAUUGAUAUUUUAUUUGAGGAGAGAAAAAGUUGACCUGUAAAUACACGAUUAUUAUUAUGAAUUAAUUUAUUUAUUUAUUUUUUGAUAUUUUAUACUUUCUUUGUGAUGAAGACGUUCCUUCACUUGUUUCCAAAAAUGGGGUUAAAGGAUUUCCAUUUAUUGGGACAAUAGCGACGGCAAUGCAAUGCUUGUUUAUUGAUAGAUUUGAAGGCAGAGAAGAAGCGCUAAAAUUGAUAGAAAAAAGAGAAAUUGAGAUAGCUAAGAAGGUCGGGUACCCCAAGCUGGUGCUAUUCCCGGAAGGGACCACUACAAAUGGAACUGGACUGCUAUAUUUUAAAAGGGGACCUUUUAUUGCUAAAUUGCCUGUGCAGCCAAUUGUGUUGAGAUAUCCAGAAGGAAAUUUCUCAGCCGCUAUAGAUGUGGCUCCUAUAAUUAAAAUAUGGCUUUCUUCCAAUUUUCUGAUUUCCUGACCGAAAAUUUAUUACUCAUAUUUAAUUAGCUCACCAGCCAAUAUGAAUUGCUAUCAUUGAAAAUGUAGCCAUUCUAAUGGACUCCAUAUUUUGUACUUCUUAUGCAGAUCUCUCGCUGUUUAGAGAAACAAAUAAAAUAUCAUUAAUUUUAAACUAUUUUAAUCUAAUUUUAUAUAAUUAUUCUUAAAUAACAAUAAAAGAAUUCUAAUAAUUGGCAUGAAGCUCUGCUAAGUUAGUUACGACAUAUUUAAAUUAAAAUUUACCUUGGUUGGCUUCCGGAAAUUUCACGGCAAAUGGCUUGUGCCCAGUUUUGAAAAUUUAAAGUGGGUUUAAUUUCGCCUGGUGAUUUUAUCUCAGUUAUGUAGGAAGUAAAGAGCUACAGUUCAAGAUCGUGAAGGCUAGAGUUAAGGCCCUUGAAGACCUAAUUGAGUUUUCUGAGCUCAAAGAAGGUUGUCAAAGCCUAAACUCCUAUCUAUCAAAUUUUUCACAAAUUUAGCAAGCUGUGAGAAAAUGACACGAAAACUAGAUCAGUGUUAGUGGUGGCUGAAGGACGGGGCACCUAAUGUGGAUAUUAAGCGUAAUAGAUAAUAUAGAUAAUUGUGAUUCCUAUAUGAAUUAGUGCAAUUUUGUUGAUUUGCCAAAUUAAUUAAGUUAAGAUUAUGCAGCCAUAAGCCUUACCUUAGCUCCAAAAGUCAGCCUUCGUUGUUCAAAUGAGGAAAAUGAAAAGCUGCCCUUUUGGAUUUCCAAUUUGAACUAUUUAUCAAAGAGAUUAGCUCCAUAGGGUAGAGGCACCAUCUAGGGGUCCCUAUAAGGAAAGACUGUGUGGUAGGCAAAUCUGUCUCUCUCAUCCGGCAGGAAUAGGAAGGCACUUGGGGGAGUAACAAAGCUUCCCUGUUCGGCAAGGCAUCCACAAACCGAAGGCCUACUUCAAAAAAUGGCAGAGGCACUCAUUGGGAUUGAUCCUACUUGUUCCAUAGUUAGUGUCGUUAGAGUCCAUCCCCAUCAGCAUCAUCAUUUUAUUUCUCUUUGCCAAAUUAGGAAUCAGCUAAUUGUCAAUAGGCUACCAGUAGCUCUACCAAGAGAAGAUAUAACAAUAAAAGAAUUUGCUGAGAGUGUUAGAGCAACAAUGGCUGACUUUAUGAAAGUCCCUAUGGUUUCAACAACAAUUGAGGAGAAAAAUGAAUUGAUCUCAAAAAUAUUUGGCUAUAAGAUUAAGGAUAAAAGUGUUUAA
This is a messenger RNA of Blepharisma stoltei, 2136 nucleotides long. NCBI's taxonomy places the organism in Eukaryota, Ciliophora, Heterotrichea, Heterotrichida, Blepharismidae. The record is from the annotation of a GenBank genome assembly.